CACAGCUCGCAGCAGUGGGGGUGUUCUCCAAGUUUUUUUUUUUUUCCUCGUCCUUGCUGCUGAGACAAGGGGGGAUGCUGUUCUCUGUGCUGACUUGGGCUGCAUCCCUUAGUCGUGUGUAGCGGAAAGUGUGCUGCUGCUGCACUCGCUGCCUGGGCUUUAAUCGAGGACAAAAAGCCACUGACGGAUAAGGAUAAGAUAACACUAAUCGCUGGUCCGGCCGCACCAUGAGGGUGGUCCUUCUGCUCUGUAUGCUGACGCUGGGCAGCAGCAAAUACUACCAGCACGUCGACGUCAUGGACAUCAUGAGAAACUACGACGUCAUGAUUGCUGAUUCAGAGGACGACGACGACGACAAUAAUAACAACUAUGACGAUCAAUACGACAACUGUCCCUUGGGCUGCCAUUGCUCGCCCAGAGUGGUACAGUGCUCUGAUCAAGGUCUGAUCAACGUGCCGGCCAAGCUUCCGAGUGACAUCUUGAUGAUCGACCUCCAAAACAACGACAUCACCCAGAUCAAGGAAAAGGACUUCAAAGGCCUGGACAAGCUUUAUGGCCUGUUCCUGAUCAACAACCGGAUCUCAAAGAUCCACCCGGACGCCUUCAAGAACAUGAACCGCCUGCGCCUGCUCUACCUUUCCUACAACUUCCUGACGGAGAUCCCGGCCAAUCUGCCGCCCAACAUCAUCGAGCUGCGCUUCCACGAGAACAAAAUCAACAGGAUCCAGAGGGACGCCUUCAAAGGCCUUAGGAAGCUCCACGUGCUCGAGUUGGGCGCCAACCCGCUGGCCAACAGCGGCAUCGAGCUGGGAGCCUUCAAUGGCCUGGCCACGCUCUACGUGGGGAUGGCCGAGACCAGGCUGACGGCCGUGCCCAAAGACCUACCCUCCUCCAUCACAGAGCUCAACCUGGAAUACAACAAGAUCUUCAAGGUGGAAGUGGAAGACUUCAUCAGAUAUAAAAAUCUGCAGAGACUGAGCCUGAGCUUCAACCAAAUCCGCUUUGUGGAGAACGGCAGUCUGGCCAACAUCCCCAACAUCCGCGAGAUCCAACUGGACAACAACAGUCUGAAAAAGGUCCCGGCGGGGCUCAGCUCCCUGCGCUACCUCCAGGUGAUUUUCCUCCACGCCAACAAAAUCACCAGCGUGGGCGUCAACGAUUUCUGCCCUAUCCGAUUUGGCGAGAAAAAGACCUUGUACAGCGGCAUCAGCCUGUUUGCCAACCCCGUCAAGUACUGGGACAUCCACCCCGCCACCUUCCGAUGCGUCGGCGGACGGCAGGGCGUUCAGCUCGGAAACUUCCGCAAGUGAUGGACAGCGACCUUAGCGACCGUCCGCCAAACUGGGGAGAGCCGGGAAAUGAUCCCGACUUAAUCAAAAUUCUCAUACUCAGAGGUGAAACAGAUGUGAAAAUUUCACAUCAUAAUUAUAAUGUACUGCAAUUAUCCUGAUAAUUUUUUCCCCCCCAAAACAUAAUUUAGGACUCCUGAGUCCAAAAAUCACACCGGUUUCUUUGAAGUGGCUCUAGUUUUUGAGAUACCAAUAUUUUUUAACGUUAAUUGAUAAUAAUGCGCUUUGACGGUUUAGGAAAUGUACAUUGGCGGUUAUUAAAAGUAGUGUUUGGGCUUUGGCGUCAGUGGUUUUUGCAUUCGUUCACUGUUAAUAGUGCUCAAUUUUCAGAAUGUUUGUUUGAUUUCCUCAACACAACAAUUUGCUUUCACACGUACAAGCACCGAAAGAAUUCCAAAGUAGAUUUUGUACAUUGGAGAUCAUGAACAGCAUUAACCAAAAUGAAGUUUCAUGCAGGCAAACAAAAAAAGUUGCGUUGGAGCGCAGUAAUGCUCCACAUAUUUGCGGGACACAUGUUCACCUAAUGGUGGGGGUUUUUUUUCCUCCUUUGUGUGCUUUCUCUGAAACGCCUUGAGAAGCACAAGAUGCCCCCCCCCAAGUCCCGUUGAAAUACACAUUGGUGUCAAGGACCCGUAUUGUCCAACAAGGCACCACUGUGUGCUGAAGUGAUACCUCUUAACUAAGAGACAAGCUUUGUAUGUCGGGGAGGAGCUGAGUUUGCCUGGGUUGUUAGGGCAAAUUACGGAGAGUAUGUGCAUGUGCGCAUUUUUCAAACUAAUCUGUUUUGUUGUAAAGGGACUUUGUCAUUAAACUGUUUUGGGAUCAAAGAUUGUGCUACAGUAGAGUUAUUGUUUAAACUCUUGUGAUGGGGGGGUUAAUUACCAUACUUGCAUUUUUUCCCUAUUCACAGUAAGGAUCGCUCUGCAAAAAAAACAAAUAAUAAUAAUUAAAUGGGUGUUUACUGUACAAUUUUGGAUAGCCUUUCCGUGUUUUCCGCCCGUCUCGGCAACGUUUGACAUUUUUUCCCUGCAUUCUCAGCCGGCAUGUUGAUCAUCGUUUAUUAAUUCCUCAUCGACAGUCUUGGAAAAAUCUCAAUACGCCCACACUUCUGCUCUCAUUUCUUUAGGUAACGAAAUGUCAUUUUCUGUCGCUCUUGUAAUGGUCUUCUAUUUCCAUUAGUUUUCUGUUGUGACGUGCAGUCCUGGAAAGGGUGAAGCGGGAAAAACAAGUACGACUCUCAUGCGUGCUAAAUACGGCAAUGACGAGAAUUGUCC
Messenger RNA from Hippocampus zosterae (dwarf seahorse), 2623 nucleotides. RefSeq names its product asporin (LRR class 1) (gene aspn). The record is from RefSeq and is a predicted model, not a curated record. The transcript is spliced from 9 exons. Gene Ontology annotation, molecular function: protein binding. Bases 228 to 1310 code for a protein of 360 amino acids. NCBI's taxonomy places the organism in Eukaryota, Metazoa, Chordata, Actinopteri, Syngnathiformes, Syngnathidae.